CUGGGGCUCACCGGCCCCGACAUGCGGCUGCUGCUGGGGGCAGCGCUCCUGUGCCUCGGCCUGAGCCCGGGCCACGGCUCCGAGGAGGCAGCGCCCGACAGCCCCGGGCACCAGGACCCGCAGGCGGCGGCAUCCUAUUCCGACUGGGGCAUCGACACCAUCCGCGAUGGCUUCGAAGCGGUCAACAGCUACUUCGACUCCUUCCUGGAACUGCUCGGGGGGAAAAACGGAGUCUGUCAGUACCGCUGCCGAUAUGGGAAGGCUCCCAUGCCACGGCCUCACUACAAACCCCAGGAACCCAAUGGCUGUAGCUCCCAUUUUCUGGGGCUCAAGCUAGACUUGGGCAUCCCUGCCAUGACCAAGUGCUGUAACCAGCUGGAUGUUUGCUAUGACACCUGUGGGGCCAACAAGUACCGCUGCGACGCCAAGUUCCGCUGGUGCCUGCACUCCAUCUGCUCCGACCUCAAACGCAGCCUGGGCUUCGUCUCCAAGGUGCAAGCCUGUGAAUCCAUGGCAGACACGGUGUUCAACGCAGUCUGGACCCUGGGCUGCCGGCCCUUCAUGAACAGCCAGAGGAGCGCCUGCAUUUGCAGCGAGGAGGAGCGUGAUGAGCUGUGAGCAGCAGCAGCCUGCCAGUGUCUGUGAGUCCCUCUGCAGCACAGAGACUCCUGUCAGCCCUGGGAUGGGCUCCUGAGCUGCUGCCAGAGCCCCUCUGCAGCACAGAGACUCCUGUCAGCCUUGGGACGGGCACCUGAGCUGCUGCCAGAGCCCCUCUGCAGCACAGAGACUCCUGUCAGCCCUCAGGAGGGGCACCCAAGCCAAGGCACCCACAGCAGCCUCGGGGCAGGGCAGGGCAGGGCAGAGCCAGCCCAUGGACAGAGGGCAGCCCUCCCAUUGCUCCUUCCCAAGCCCACAGGAUCCCAUGCCAGUUCUCUCCAAGGCAAGCAGGAUGCAGUGCUGCUUAUGAACACAGGACUUACCUUGAAUGCCUGCUAUCACCUCCCCCCGCCGUGUAACUCUCCAAUUUGCAGUGCAAGGCAGUAGGUUUCUGCAAGCCCUGUGAAACUCCCAGUGCAUGGAUAUGCAAUGUACUUUUUUGCACCCCUGGUGGCAGACUGAAGAGGGGUAAUUUGCUUUCAGUGCAUUGUUCACACCCAUCCCUGCCACUUUCCAUCCUGUCAUUACACGCCCUGACAACCCUGAAUAUUUAAAUACUUGGUGCACCCUAAACUGAUUUAGGACAUCUGGAGAUUUCUUAAGCAUGAGUUAAGGAGAAGGGCUUGAGGUGUUUGUGGUACCAAUUGAUAUUCAGGACCAAAGCCCAGCAUUUAUCAGAUGAGAAAUCACAGCCCUCUCCCCCAGUCUCAGGAGAGGAAGCCACUUUUCUUCUGCCAGUGUCAUCCACAUACAUUUAAUUACUUUUCUCCUGUAGCAUUUAACAAAGCUUUGCCCUCAGGAUCCCUUUUCACACAAAAUGGCUGGGAAUUCAACUCCAUCUCUAGCACAAGCAAAACAGGAGGCUCACAGUGGACGGAUGAGAUAUUCCAAAUUCUGGAGCCUUAUCUGUCAGGUGACAGGACUUAUGUGCUACCUCUGUGGGGCUGCUAUCAGCAGCCUCAGACAUCAUUCCUUCUAAAACGUGGUUAAUGCCCCCAUCUGUUAUGGGGAGCUUUUGUUGCAUGCAAAACCAGAAUUUAAAGUGGUGCAUGGCAUUUUGCCUCCACAGAACAUUGGCAGGCAGCUUUCAGCUGGGUUUCUUGUUGGAAGGAAGUUGCUGCUGGGUGUGUGCGUGCCAUGCCACGUAAAUAUUUCAGUGGCUCCUGCAAACAUAUUUAUGGUUAUGUUCUUCCAUCUGCCACAGAGAAGUUAAGGCUGCAAAAGGGUGAUUUAACAAGAGUGGAAAGAGUCUGUCUUGGUUGCUUUUCUUCCAGUUUAAAUGGGUUUAAAAUGUAUGCAUGGAGAUAUAAAUUAUUUAAGCCCUGUUCCUGUUCCUGCCAGUCAUCUUUGCCUUACAGUGAACAGCAAGGAGACGUUCAGCUGGCCCCAAAUGGGCCGGAACAGAAAGAGCCCCCUGGUACCCAGACCAGGAAAAUGGAAGUGACUGCAUGGGGUGUACUGGGAUGUUUAAAUCACAGAGGACCUCAACACUGCUCAGAUGCAACGACAGCCUUUCCUACCUGGGCUAAUGCCACUGGAGAGGGAAUUCUGCAUUGCUGAAGUUCACUGCUCUGUCAGAGCAUGAGGCCGGGCAGACAACCUUGAUUAUCCAGCUAAGAAACACCUACUUUUGGCUAGGGAUGGGAAGGAAACAUUCCUCAUUCCAGACACUGCCCAAACUUUGUAUUUUGCUGUUGAAAUAGUGCCUGUGGCCAGUUUAAAUGUGAACCUACUCCUAUGAUUAAAUGACAAAAAAGAAGUUAAAAUAUCUAUAUUGUCUACGUUCAAUAGCUGACUGCACGGCAAAUAUCUUAAAUUACCUUAUAGUUCAAGUGAUAUCAGGUUAAAGCCAAGCAACUGCUAGCAGGUGAUGCCAUAACACUGGAGAAAUCAAAGAGUUCUGAACAAAAUCUCUGAAGCCAGACUCUGAUGUGCUGGAGAUGUUGCCAACAUAAAUCAUCAUUUCUCCCUGCUUUCAGACCACCAUUGAUCCCAAAACCCUAGAGACUGCUGCAAGCAGGCCAGCCACUGAAUCGGUUCAUUUUUUACUGUGCUAAUCUGAAAAACUCCACCAGCAGCUCUACGAGGAAAUAUUUGAACUUUCAAGUGGUGGCAGUGACUCUGGCAAAGCAGCAGAUAAUCCUGUGCAGGAGCAAACCAGAGCACGAACCCAGGAAAACUGCAACCAAACUAAAAACUGCUCCCCCUCCGUGCCACUCCUGCUAUCCAGUGAUGUACAGCCAUGGAAGCAGCGGAUCACAGCAUUCUCCAGGUUGCUGCAUGAACCUUGGGUCAUCUUCAAUUCCACCCUGCUCUGGACACAAAGACUCUGCUUUGCCCAUCCUGUGGCUGCCUCUUGACUUUGUGCAUCGGUAGGAUUGGUUUCAGCUGCAGAGUGGAAAAGCUGCUUCAUGUGAAUUCAUCAGGAAGAACCAAAUAAUGUGCACAACAACUGAAAUAAGCCAAGAAAGGAACUUCUCCCUCCAUCACUCCCCCUACAUCUCUUCUAUAUAAACAAACAAGAUCAGUUCAUUCUCCAGAAGGCACCAGAUAAUUAAUUUCAUUUCCCAGCUCUUGUUUUAUCAAAACAAAUAUAUUUAGCAGAGGCUGCCUGAACAAAGAAGUGACAGUGGGAAACUUCCCCUGUGGUCCUAAUGCAGAUGUGAAUCAGCAGAACAGCAAUCCUAGGAGAAGCCUUCUUCCUUUCUUUUUCUUUCACAUAUAGUUGGAUAACACACAGAGUAUCUUUCCAUUUAUACCUACUUAUCAUCAUAGAGAUAUUUUUGUUUACUCUAACAUGCUCACAUGUAUUUCCAAGAUUGGAAAAGCAGCCAUGAAGCUAUUUUAAAAAAUUAUUAAACUCUCAGCCAUUAAAAGUUCAUUCCUCACUGGAAUCCCACUUGUCAGAGCAAAUAAAUCUGUGAAAUAGGUUGAAAUGUUUGAGGUGAUUUGUGACUCCUUUCUAAAUGGUCCCUUCAAAUGGAUUCCCCUUCCAUUUGAGAGCAGCAGCAAAUUUUGGCUUUUGCAGCAAUUUGGCUGCUCCAAGCAAAGCAGAACACAGCUGAUGAAGGCUGGGGGCUCCUAGCAGAGCUCCAAGCACGCAGGACAGAGCUGCACACUGAGGAGCUUCUUGUAGGAACCCUUGGGGAUGCACUGCAGAGCCACUGCCACCGGUGCAGACGGAUCCUUCCCCUCAUCCUCCAGCCCUGCCUGCCCCACAGUGCCCUUCACUGCUGGCUGUGCUUCCUCCCUUCCACCCCACACCCCAAGCCUUUACCACAGAGCCCAGUGAAGCCCAGAGGAGCCUGAGCUGAUCACAUCCAUUGUAUUUGCUUCAGAAGGAGCUUGACAGCCCAAAAAG
Zonotrichia albicollis (white-throated sparrow) is the source of this 4018-nucleotide messenger RNA. RefSeq names its product phospholipase A2 group XIIB (gene PLA2G12B). Gene Ontology annotation, cellular component: extracellular region. Gene Ontology annotation, molecular function: A2-type glycerophospholipase activity; calcium ion binding. Gene Ontology annotation, biological process: phospholipid metabolic process; cholesterol homeostasis; lipid catabolic process. The record is from RefSeq and is a predicted model, not a curated record. Lineage: Eukaryota; Metazoa; Chordata; Aves; Passeriformes; Passerellidae.